Molecule: messenger RNA, 11100 nt
Organism: Cydia pomonella (codling moth)
Lineage: Eukaryota; Metazoa; Arthropoda; Insecta; Lepidoptera; Tortricidae
Gene: Alk
Product: tyrosine-protein kinase receptor
Exons: 29
Coding region: 628-5718 (1696 amino acids)
Biological process (GO): protein phosphorylation; cell surface receptor protein tyrosine kinase signaling pathway; regulation of neuron differentiation
Cellular component (GO): membrane; signaling receptor complex
Molecular function (GO): ATP binding; protein binding; transmembrane receptor protein tyrosine kinase activity
Source: RefSeq, a predicted model, not a curated record
GCUCUGGGAGUGGGAUGGCGAUGUAUCUACCUUGUUAUACUGAGCUGUUAAAACGUAAUAUUAGUGCUGAAAAUUGAAAAAUUUUGGCGAUAUAUUUCGAGAACUGGUUUUUAUUAUAGUCCCAGUGUUAUAUUGCGAGAUGAAAAUGUGCGUAGUGCGGUUUCGGAGGCUGCCAAGCCGAGUUUUAUAGACAUCGCCUGAUCGUCCAUUUGACUGUGCCGUUCGUUUUUCCAGGGACCGCCGGGCGAGUUUUGUAGUUUUGCAAAUUUAUUAUUAUGUGCUUAUGUAGUGGCUUAGGUAGUGAAUCAAUGUUCCGCCAGUUUCGGCAUAUCGCGUAGUUUGUAAUGAUGUAUCCGGACGUCGCUCGCGUAUCGACCGACAAAGACCAAUCUUGUGGACUGUCCAUAUUGCACCUAGGAGCGUGUGGUUUCUGACCAGCUUGAUAAGAUAAUCGGUGGAUCACGGCCGGGCCCGACGAGGGCGGGAGGACAUUAGCGCUUUUGUUAUGAAUAAUUUACAAAGCAUUGACAAUAACACCCCAAUUCAGCGUAACGCGCAAAAUGCCAAUCCGAAAUCAGACCGCCGCGAGCGGCAAAAUGAUAGCCAUCUGAAAUCUCACGAUCACUAAUGGCGCUUGGAAGACUUUUCAUCAUUCUCGUCAUAGUCGCGAUCGUGAUUGGCGAUCAACAUGAAGUCAAAACAGAAAAUAAAACGAAAAAGACCAUGGCGGCGGAAAAGGAGACCAGAUCGGCUAAUCCCAAAGACCGAGGCUCCUUAAAGCAAAUAUCGAGUUUACUGAAAAACAAUACGAAGCCGGGAAGAAAGAAAAAUAUAUUGAGACAAUUGAAUAUUAAUGAUGAUAUGAUGAAUGAUAAUGAAGGAGUUCUUACAGUUCACGAAAAGCCAUCGAAUGAUUCGUUAGCGCGUAAAAUUGACGCUCUUAGGCCUUCGGGUCCGAACUAUACUCCGGCAUCGGUGAAUACUUACACCCCACAAGUGGUAGGAGUGUAUUGUAACUUUGAGAAUGCAUCGAAUGUGACGGAUAUGUGUAUGUGGCAGUGGAACUCUUCUGUGUCGAGACAUGGGCUGGGGUUCUCAGUGGCGACGGCUGGGGAUUUGGUGUUGCUGAACAAGACGACGAGGGGGCUCAAGUUUUCGGGGCCUCCGACGGAUGCAGAUGGAAAUGUUGAUGGUCACUUCCUGUACCUUCCGGUGGACCCCACCAUGGAAAACAUGGUCAUACGCUCGCCACUCUUCCGAGGACUGUGGGAAACCUGCCAGUUCGAAGCCUGGCUCCACCAGAGCAGGAUGCAAAACGCCAGUAUACGUUUAGUGUCUGAGUCAGAGUCGGGGAUUCAGUGGAUUUUGACCGAAGUCACCGGGAAUAACUAUGAAGAAUGGAGAUAUUUCAAAGUGAAAAUCGCCAAAAUCCAACAAGAGGUCAACAUUAUGGUGGAAAUUACUCGGCCGUCGUUCGUCAGUCUGAACAGCCCACUGCCCCACAUCGCUAUAGACAACAUAAGGAUGGUGGACUGCGUACCUGAACCACCUAUUUAUAAUGGGCAGUGCAAGGCACCGCAGCAUAAGUGCGAAAUCAUGGGCAAGGAGUCGUGCAUCAAGCUGCAGCAAGUGUGUGAUCUGGUGAAGGAUUGUGACAGCGGCAGCGAUGAGAACCAAAACUGCGACAAGAUGCCCUUCGGAUCGUACUGCGACUUUGAGCUGGACUUUUGCGGUUUUGAGAAUAUACCUCAACCAAUCCUAAAAUGGGUUCGCCACAGCGGCCCGACGCCAACCGACAAGACAGGCCCGAACCACGACCACACCUGUGGACCACCGGAAACCCACUCCCCUAGCAUAGUAAUCCCUCCCCUCUUCCCGGCCCACAUGAACUACACAUUAACCCAUUGCGUGGGAUAUUACUUGUUCGUGAACAUGAACGUGACUGGGCCUAAUCAGGAGAAGGCGGACUUCGCUUCGACGGCGGUUAUGAAGACGGUGGUGUUUAAUCCGCCUCCGAGGUUGCAUGGGCGACCGUCGUCGAGAUAUUACAAUUGUUGUAUGAUUCGUUUCUACUAUCAACAAAAUGGUCGAAACACCGGCUCUCUAAGCGUAAACGUCGUAGAACUGUCUACACGCGGCAACAUCUCGCAUCAAGUCUGGUUCUCGCACAGAGACAAAGGCGAGAACUGGUUACGAGCCAUUAUAUUCCUGCCUAAUAUUACUAGACGAUACUACCUUGAAUUCAAAACUCGGAGGGGAAUGAGAAUUUACUCGGACGCUGCCAUCGACGAUUUUUCUAUGGCGCCCGAGUGUUUCGGGCUUAAUAUAGAUCCCGACGAGUUAGGAGACUAUAAUUAUUACGAUCCCGUGUUCGAAGAGAAGACUACGCCGCAUCAUGCCUUUGCUGAUAAAACCUUUUACCGAUUUACAACAUGCGGUGCCACUGGUCGCUUCGGGCCCAACCAGACGAUGUGCGACGCGGCUUAUAACCAAACAGGCGUGUCGGUCACUGUGAACAACGGCGUACAAGUGUGGCAGGUGCCUCAUGAAGGAUUGUACACGAUAAUAGCAUUAGGUGCAAGUGGGGGUCUCGGUGGAAGUUGGGUAGGCGUAGCCCAUGGAGCAUCAGCAAGAGCUCUCUUCGAAUUACACAAAGGAGAGAAGAUUCAUAUGUUAAUGGGACAGCAAGGACUCAAUGCUUGUAAGAAGGGUCUAUCGGCUCAAGAAACGCAAGAAUGCAACAAGCGAGCCAACGACUCAGCGAUCAUCUUCACAAGCAAGACGCACGAGGUCCGGAACACGCAUGUCCAAGAUGGCGGCGGCGGCGGCGGUGGCGCCACCUAUGUCUUCCUUAUUGACAAAGAAGGCCAAGAGUUCCCCCUCCUAGUAGCAGGCGGGGGCGGCGGCAUUUCUCUAGGCACCUUCCACGACGACGGUUCGCAGCACGCUCGGCCUGCCACCAACGCUACCCCCGAGUCAGGUUACAUGUACGGUCAGCCUGGACAAACUCCUGGUGCUGGCGGGGGAUGGGUAGCAGGCGUAAAGCCCAUCACUCCAGGCUUCGAGUUAAUUCGAGGAGGCGCGCUAAAAGAUGGCGCUAUCGGCGGCCUUGCAUGUGUCGGGCAAGCUCAUGGAGGAUUCGGAGGGGGUGGGGGAGGUUGCAGGAGAGGUGGUGGAGGAGGAGGAUGGAUUGGUGGCAAUACAAACGAGGGCCAUGGGCAUCACAGCGAAGGAGGAUGGUCAUAUGUGGACACUGCACGAGCGAUUAGAGACUACAGCGAAGUUACUGUUGGGCAGAGAAGCAGUCCUGGAGAAGUUUUGAUCAUUCCAGCUAUACACGACUGUGGCUGCGCAUAUCGCUGUGUGGCGCUGAAUGAGCACCGAAGUGAGGUUCGCUGCUACUGCCCCUCCACAUGGACCACUGAUGCCAAUGAUCCUACCAAGUGUAUACUGGAAGAAUCAUGGACGAACAUGUCCAACAUGUUGGUGUGGGUGCUCGGAGUAUUCUGUUUUAUCUUCGCGCUGAUAUUCGUCAUUGGGUGUCUGUAUAUGUAUAACAUUUACCAGCGUCGGAAAGAGUCCGAACUCCGUCAAAAGCACCUUCUCGAACAAGAAGUCCAAUUGCACCGACUGAGGAACGCACCUGGCGGCACUGAGAAUCCUCUGAGCAUGGCCUUCAAUCCCCACUACGGGAGCGAGAACAUUCUUCCUCAAGGCAUUGAUGUUAGGGGACUACCGCAAGUUUCAAGGGAAGCCUUGAAAUUGGUCAAGGCCCUCGGACAAGGCGCCUUCGGUGAGGUCUACCAGGGCCUCUAUCGCCACGGGGCCAACAACCAAGAGCUCCCUGUAGCAGUAAAAACCCUCCCAGAAUUAUCCACGGGACAGGCGGAAAGCGACUUUCUCAUGGAGGCGGCCAUUAUGGCCAAGUUCAGACACGCUAAUAUUGUGCAUCUCAUUGGAGUGUGCUUUGAUAGUCAUCCCAGAUUCAUAGUCCUCGAGCUCCUAGCAGGAGGAGACCUGAAGAAUUUCCUCCGAGAGUCUCGGCCGAGGCCGGAGCGGGCGAGCGUGCUCACUAUGAAGGACUUGCUGCUAUGUUCAAUAGAUGUGUGCAAGGGCUGCAAGUAUUUGGAGUCCAAUCGAUUUAUACACAGGGACAUCGCAGCACGCAACUGCCUGCUGUCCUCCCGCGGGCCGGGCCGCGUCGUCAAGAUCGCGGACUUCGGCAUGGCGCGAGACAUAUACCGCGCUGACUACUAUAAGAAGGGUGGGAAGGCCAUGCUGCCUAUAAAAUGGAUGCCACCGGAGGCGUACAUAGAUGGUGUAUUCACUAUCAAGACUGAUGUCUGGUCCUUCGGCGUGCUCCUCUGGGAGGUGUUUUCUUUGGGUGUAAUGCCGUACACGGGAUGCGCCAACAGAGAGGUCAUGGAGAUGGUCUCCAGCGGCGGUCGGCUCGAAAAACCCUACGGUUGUCCUCAAGAAAUCUACCGACUGAUGUGCGACUGUUGGAACCCCACGCCCACGGAGCGACCGUCGUUCGCCAACAUGCUCAUUCAGCUCGAGUGCUUCUUAAAGGACCCAGAAAUCGUGAGCGCGCCUCUCCCCGUGGUGCGAUCCCUCUUACCUCCGACGGAGGUUCAGCUCAACAAUGGCCCGCAGCGCGCGCCGCCCUCGUGCGACUACCUCGAGCCCACGCCGCGCGCCGACCCGCCGCCGACCUCUAGCUCAACGGAUCAGCUGCUGCCUCAUAGCAAAUCGCCAACGGCGACGCCGGACCUUCCAGGAAUCGAGGAUUCACAAUAUCCACCUCUACUGAAAGCAUCACAAGGAUAUGGCAACAUUCCAAUGGCGUCGCGGCGCGACAGCGGCGGCGCAAGGCGCGAGGCUGCUACUCCCGCCGCAGAGACCAACACCAGCACAAAGUUUCUGCCGUCUAACUCCACUGACAGAUUAUUAAGUUCAGUGGACGGCGGUUCAGUAGACUCAGACUCGGCGUCAGAAGACGGGCCGGCAGUGUGGGAAACCUCAUUCUCUGAGCGGCCCGAACGGCCUGCAGAUCCCGGACCUGCGGUCGACAAGCUAAUCAGCAUAACACCAACGUCACCAAAGCCCCCGGAGAACGCUCUCUCCAAAGCGAUAGACGCCAACGUCAACGUCAUGGACAAAACCAACCACAACAAAAACAGUCUCAUGCCAGAGCGAAAGACUGCUCCCAUAGCUUCCCCCGACCCACCCCGGAUCACUGCUUGGGCUAAAGAACCUCCUAAACUUAAACCCAAACCCCUCUGCUUAGACGCAGCCCAACUAGAACAGAAUCUAAACGCACUAAAAAAGAAUUCAGGCUCUGUAAACUUAACGACAAUGAACAUUCUUCCACCUCCAUAUUUCAACGUAGUUACCCCUAAUAAGAUAUCUGAAUCUAAAACUAUACAGAUCGAUCCUAAGAAAGCUGUCAUACGGGAUCUAAAUAGUCCAAGAGAAGAGCCUAAAGAGGAAAAAACUAAGCUAAAACAAUCAAAUUCAGCAGCCAGUUUACUAAACGGUCCUAUGACAGAUGUUCCGUACGCGGACAGUGAUAAUGCGUCGUCAAGUUCCGGCAGCAACGGACAGAAUCAGAUAAAUAACCAGAAGAAUAAGAAUUACUCUGACGUCAUCGUUGGUGAGAGAAAGAUUAUUAAACAGGGUAGUAAUGGGGUCGCCGAGUCUGAGAUUAGUUGUUAAAGUGUCGGGGCGUGGAGAAGCGAGGCUGAAGGUUUUACAGUGAUUACUUAGGGUGCUUGUUAUAUGAUUUUUAUAUAGCAGUGGUUCAGCAGACAAUGAAAUUGUUGACAAUUUUACAUUGUUUAUCAUCUAAUCGCAAACAAACUGUAACAUACCAAGCAAAACAAUUUAGAUUUGACUAAAAAAGCCUUUUAAUUGGCCGUAGGCCGUGGCCGACGUUCAAAAAACUACUGAGAAUAUUGAAUAAGUUGACUAAUGCUAUGCCGUAUGCUAACUAGCUUACGGAGAUGUGGUGGCAAUCUGAACAGAGAAGACCAUGGAGUCGUUAUAUAAAAACUUUUUAUGAUUGAUUUGAUAAUGAUGAUUGAUUGAAUAAAUUCAAAUUUUAUACGAAAUUACUUAUAAAAUCAAAUACUAGGUAUGUCGGAAAUGUUAUGUCUAAUGUGUUAAAUGUUAUGUAUAAUGGGUAGGUCUCCUAUUUAACUAACUUAAUCGAAAUACUCUCUAAUCAUAUACAACCUUUAUUACUGACCAAAAACUUCAUAAGUUUUAGUUUAAUAUAAUGCGAUGUUGUCAAAUUAAACAACUGUUUUUUUGUUAUUAUACGUUGUUCUGCCUUAAAUUUUGAACAAAUUCUGAGAACUGAGAUGUAAUAUGAAAUUUAAUUAAAUACUAACAUUCCUUAAACUUUAACACUACUUGAAUAAGAAGUGUACAUUUUAAAUCAAUCAUUUCAUAGUUAUUCAUUUAAUCAUAAAAUAUACCCAGGCGACUCCAUUGCCCUCUCUGUCCAUUAUGCCACAACCUGUCCGUACGCUACUAAUAACUUCCACUCACUAAUAACUGGAUGGCUUUAAAGCAGAACGAGACAAACUCCCUGCUUAUGUGGGUAAUUUAUGCCAAUAAUUUUUCCACUGAAAAAUAUAAAAAUAGGAUCAACCGUUUCAUUGCCGCCACAGUCUCUCAACGCAAAAUAAUUUCUUCGAUCGAUAACCUAAACUUAGUUUCGAAAACUUGUACAAUAAGUAAAAUGCACAAUAGUGUACAACUACUACUAUUUGCUAAUGACUUUUGGUUGACAAUAAUUUAUUUCUGGCAGAUGCAAAAAGUUGACUGAAAUCAAUGUGUGAUAAUCAACUUCAGUGUCGCUUCUACAUGCGUCUUGUAGUGGAAUUAUACGCCAUUGGUUGUGUGGAGUGAUGCGGCGUUGCCGUGACAGACUUUAAAAAAGCUUUAGACUUAAAAAACUAUAGAUAAAAAAUUAAAUAAGGCAUUAUAAGUUGUAAAUAUAAAAACUUUUACAUCUAAAUUAAGAGUAAUAUAGUUGGAGAUUAAGAAUUAUUUCUAAAAUGUAUUUUUGUCGAUGUGUACAAAUUUGUUUUGUAAUAAAUGUAUUUCUUUGACAAUUUUAAUGGCUUCCUGGAUCGCUUAUAGAUGAAUAGUUUAUUGUUGCUCAAGUUGCUCAAUAUUUUGCCGGUUGUAGGCCAAAUAAAAUAUAAAAUGUUAGGUUUUCUACGUAGGUAGCUAUCCAAGAUAUGUUAAAAUGGAAUUUUAUACAGAAAAAUUGUUUUUUACAUAGUUGUUGCUUGGUAGCAAUUUUUUCUAUGAGAAUUGUAAAAUGUAUUUCUAUAUAUUUGUAUAUGUUGAGUUAAAAGCUUUCGCAGUUAUUUGCUUGUCCAAUGAAGCAGUAUUUUUUACCAAUUGCUGUUUUUACCUAUUUACGUCCUAAACAGCAUUAGAUAUUGAUCGUGUCAUUCACGAAGACGCGCCUUGAAUAGUACUGUCAUGUUAUUAAAGGUUAGAUGUGACAAAUGUGCGCGUCAAGGUGGAUGACACGAACUAUACAUUUACGUCACUCUAUUUGACUAUAAUUUUGACUUGCAUUAAACCCAGCUACAGGACUACCCUUUAACUGAGGCGGUAAGGGGCGACCAUCCAUUACGAGCUUUUGGGCAAAAAAUUUGAGUGAAUCAGAUCAAAAAAUUCACAGAAACUCCUCACGUAAUUAAUGCACGUGGUCACCAACAGAGAGGUUGAAGGAUUGGCUGCAUCAAGCUGAUUUGUAUGAUGUUAUGUAAGUAAAUAUGUAAUGUAUUGUAAACUUCUAGUACUCUCAAGACUCAGCUAUCUUCUUAGAUUCUUCUAGAAAAUCAUCGCCCAACAUCUUUACCGCCUGAGAUAAGUGGUAGACAUUGGCAUAUAUCUAAGGACGGGCCUUAAAGGCACUGAGAAUGGUGCUAGUUCAGCGGUGUCACUCACGAAUUCGAAUCAAUCGUGCAGCCUAACGCAACUAGUUGCGAACAAUCGCACGCGUGAUGAGAACUCAUCAACCCAUCGCGUUAUGGCACUGUACAUUGGCUCGAAUUCGCGUGCGCGAUACCGCUGUACUGGCCCCAUUCUUAUUGCCUGAAUGGUUGCUAGACCAGCUAAUAUGAAUAUAGUCAUAGCAGGUCUACCUAAAGCACUUGAGAUUAUCUUGUGAACAAAUACAUUGUUUUUAAAACCCAGUUUUUGUCUCAUGUAGUCUAUUUUCCGAAAUAAAUGUAACUUCUUUAAUUUGUAUCUUUUAUUUUCCGCGGAAUCGUGAGAAAUAGUGUUGAUAAAGGUGUACUAUCUUGUAGUUAAAUAAUCUAGAACGGCGGAAAUGUGGAAAAUAAAUUGAAAGGUAACUAAAAGAUAAUAAACGCGUACACUAAUAGGAAAUAAACGAUUACUCAUUCUCAUUGUUUCACAAGGUAAUCUUUCAAUUGCUAAUCGUUUAGCUUAAAUAGUUUCAACUAUACGAUUAAUCUUAUUUCUUUUCUCCUGGUCGAAUAAGACGUAAAGCUGAAAUUUGCGUGAUCCUAUAUUAUCUAAAUAUGGAAGGUAGAGGUAAGGAAUGAAAUCUCCAUAGGCAGAACUGUUGCAAAAGUGUCCAGCUGUCAGCUAUAAAUACUUCCAAAACUCUCCAGAGUAGCUAAGAACCUAGACGUUAUUGACGGAUUGAAGUGCGCUAUGAUUUGUUUUUUUUUUUAAUACUUUAGGUAUUGUAGCGCCACCUAUUUAAGGUUUUUUGAAGAACACUUUUUGGUACAUGGAGAUUUCAUUCCUUACCUCUACCAUCCAUAUAUCUACAAAUGUUUUAAUAGUUACGUUAUUAAAAUUAUCUCUUAAUAUGUUUCGCAGAAACGUAAAACAUAUUUCGGAAAUCGAACGCACAUUGCACAUAAUAAUAUAAUAGGUAGAAUAUUUUGAAAUAUAAUUAAGGUAAAUGAAAUAUUUCUAUUAUCAGUUUAUUCACGUAGAUUCGCGAUUUUUUUCAGACCUUGCUAAAUAGUAGACUAGUUAUGAAUAAAGGAACGAAAAUAUUAAAAUUGAUUGAAAAUGUAAUAUAUGAAUGUUGACUGGAAAUGGAAACAUAAGGUUACCUAUUAAAUAAAAUGUUUUUUAUUUCAUUCACACUCUUAAUUUGAAGGAAAACCAAGCAGAGAGUGUGCAUUUGGAUUACCUAAAAGUAAACAUAUUAAAUUAUGAAACUGUAUGCUCCAUUAAAUACAGUAAUUAAAAUAAAAUAAAAGUUAUAAUAAAACAGAACUUAUUUUCACUUUUCUACGAAAUGAAAACCUUCAAUUUAAUUUAAUUGACCGAUCUUCUUAAUCAUUUUGUUCAGGAUAAUAAAAGUGAAAAAAAAAAUAUAUUCAAAACAAGCUAUUCUUUCAUUUUAAAUACUUUUUUGUUUACUUUUCUAUCUCAUGACUCAAAAAUAAGAGUAAUAUUAACAAAGCUCAUUUUUUGGUUUUAUAAUUUUAAAACUUUUGUUCCCUUUGACUUAAAGACCCCCAAAAUAAAAAUUUGAAGGAAUGUUAACACGGCCAACCACCAUUAUAAUUCUAGAACAAUUAGUAUAAAUGUAGUAAUGCUUAAAAUGUUUGUAAAUAAUAUAAAAAGUAGACAUUUAUUACAUAAAUUCCGACCUUAUAUAUUCAGAUAAUUAUAAAAUACCGUUAUAAUUAAUGUAGAUAUAGAAUGCCGUAUAUGUUUUUGUUGUUACAAUUUUAAUUCCGUUGAGAAUGGGUGUAUGCUAUCUAUAUAUAAUAUAUACAAAUAUAUUUAAAAAAAACACCCGGUAUGUUAGAAAUAGGUCACAUGACAAAAAAUGAAUGUUGUUUCAUUAGAAAACAAAACAAUAUAGGAUUAUAUCUAUUUAUAUGGAAUAUAAAAGUGUGUAAAAUUUAAGAGGAUGCUUUAAUUAAAAUAAGAAUAGAGUAAGAUAUAGCAAAAAUUGAUUUAUUAUAGUUAUUUUUAAUCAGAGUAGUGCCAAUUUUGAUAGUUUACUGCCUUUCAUUUUGCAUUUAGGAUAUUCUGUUGGUAUUAUUGAGGCAUGAAAUGACAGGGUAUCAUGGUUCGAUUCGUUCUCUUUAACUUAAGUUUCUCAUUCUCUGUCGAGGAUCUUGGUCCUUUCUCCCUAAAGCCUCAUAAGGUAACGGUGUUGUUUUGAGCCGUUCCUGAACGAAUUUUGUGCAAGUGUUUGUUAAGGCAAUGUUCCCUGAAUACAUUUUGAAACAACGACCGUCGCGACAGUAUCGGUUGCGAUAUUUGUUCCAGUUAGACUCCUAUUUUAUAUUUCUUCAUAGAUUUAAGUAAUUAUGGUUCUAAAAACUAUGGAGUCGAAAUUGUAAAAAGUCCAGAAAUACUUCAGGGAGCAUGUUAAUAUGGGAAUAUUUGUAAAGGCCUCGGGCUUAACGUAACAUAGUUUCGAUGGUUUUUGACAUGAGUACGAAUGGAAAUUAAUGUAUUAUAAGUUUUCAUAUGAAAACGUAUAUCCAUACGUGAUUAGUGAAAUAAGUUUCUUCGGAGAAACUUUCACUAAUAAUAAAAACAGUUUUGUUUGACGAAUAACGUUUUACUGUCACUUCUGUAACGUUGCUCAAUUUAGAAUUAUUCUUUUUGAAUUAGAUAAACUUUCUAAAGAUUUUAUUUUAACAAAAAAGUUAAAAUGUGGUUGUGAAGUAUUUGUAGUGACGGAAAACACCCUAAUAAGUUCCUUCGACUUGAAGCGAGUGACUCUGAAAUGUUAUUCUUCCACAUCAUUUCUUUUGAACAAAAUGACAGUAGCUUGCGUCAUUUCUCGUGAACGAAAUGAUAGUGUUUAUACUGUUUUGAACAACGAAGUUGCCAAUUGUCCUGAGCAUAUUUUAACGUAUUAUUUUUGAGACAGAAUGUCCACUUGUUGGGAACGCGAUGAUCGUUUUUUAAGAUAUAUAAGUACGCUAAAUAGAAAGCACUUAUGUCUACUUGUGAAAAUAUGGAUGACACAAUGAAUACAAGUUGCAUGUAAAUUUAUAAAAUACAAAACAAAAGUGUAAUUGAUAUUCAAAGAUGAAAUCAUUAAUAAUAAAUGUA